CGUGGAUGGCGCCUCCUGCCGGAGGGAGAGGGCAGGUCCAUCCAGUCUGCAGGCGGCGCCGGCAACUACGGCAGACACACUGCUCACUGCUCACUGCUCACCAGCCUCUGGACACUCCAAGCUAUGGACCCGGCAGCCGCUUCCCAGUGGGCGGCUCAGACAGCCAGCAUGUGCCCCGUGGGCGGCGCCGCCGGCGCGCUGUUCGUGCAGCUGCUGGCAACGCUGGUGAGGGCGCAGUGCCUGCUGUCGGAGCGCAGCGCCUACCCGCCGGACACGGCGCUCCCGCUGCCGGAGUACGACUUCGUGGUGGUCGGCGCCGGGUCCGCCGGCUCCGCGGUGGCCGCCCGCCUCUCGGAGAACCCCGAGUGGAAGGUGCUGCUGCUAGAGGCGGGGGGCGACCCGCCGCCCACCUCCGACAUCCCCAGCUUCUACCCUCUGCUGGCCAAGACUGAGGUGGACUGGGCCUACCUGACCGAGCCAGACGGGCGGUCGUGCCUGGCGUUCAAGGGCGGGCGCUGCCCGAUGCCGCGCGGCAAGGCUCUGGGCGGCACCAGCGCGCUCCACGCCAUGAUCCACAUCCGCGGCAGCCCUCAGGACUACGACGCCUGGGCCGCGCUGGGCAACGACGGCUGGGCAUACCGGGACGUCCUCCCGUUCUUCAAGAAGCUGGAGGCUUUCGACGAGAAGGAGCUGAAGAGGAGGCCGCACACCGAGUCGGUCCACGGCCGCGACGGUGCCAUCCGGGCUACAAAGUCAGAGUUCCCACUUUCCUACAUGGUCGCUCUGGAAGAGGCUGCCCGGGAGCUGGGGUUCAAAAUUAUCCAGGACUACAGUGCCGAGCCGAACCUGGGGUUCGGACACGUACACUACAAUAUCGAGAACGGGACCAGGUGGAGUGCCGCUCGUGGGUACCUAGCGCCAGCCAAGGAUAGGAAGAACCUGCACGUCGCCAAGUCCGCAUACGCGACGAAGGUGCUCGUCGAUCCGAAUACAAAGGCGGCGUAUGGUGUACAGUUCGUAAAAAACGGCGAGGUGAAGGAAGUUAGAGCUAAGAAGGAGGUUAUCGUUUCGGCAGGAACUAUCGACACCCCUCACAUACUGAUGCACUCGGGAAUAGGACCAAAGGACCACCUGGAGGAGUUCGGCAUAACUGUAAUAAAGGAUCUGAAAGUCGGAUACAAUCUACAGGAUCACCAGGUUUACACUGGGCUCUACUACACGAGGGAGCCUCCGCCGAAGAAGUCGCUCGAGGAAGCCGCCUUCGAGUACCUGUUGAACAGGACGGGGUUCCUGUCGGCCAGCAGGACCAGCACGUUUACAGGAUUCGUCCGGACGGAUCAGGCGCCUCCCAACCGAGUCGGGCUCCCGGAGGUGGACUCGCCGAGCUACCCGGACGUGCAGAUGCACUACUCGUACGUGGAGAGAGGGCAGUCGGGCGCGCUGGCCGAGUUCUACAACUACGGGGAGGAGGCGGCGGCGGCCCUGGCGCGGCUGACGGAGCGCGACGACGCGCUGCUGGCGAUGCCGACGCUGCUGGCGCCGACGAGCCGCGGCCGCGUGCGUCUGGCCGGCGCCGACCCGCGCCUGCGGCCGCUGGUCGAGGCGGGCUACUACGCCGACCCGCGCGACCUCGACAACCACGUGGCCGGCGUCGCGGUCGCGCACCGCGUGGGCGCCACGCGGGCGAUGCGCGCCGCCGGCUACUCGGUGCGCGACCUGCCGCUUGCGGCGUGCGCCGACCGGCCGCCGCUGACGGAGGACUACUGGCGCUGCGCGCUGCCGCACCUCGCGACGACGCUCUUCCACCCGGUGGGCACCGCCAAGAUGGGUCCGGCCGGCGACGCCGACGCCGUCGUAGACCCGCAGCUGCGCGUCCACGGCGUGCGCAACCUGCGCGUGGCCGACGCGUCCGUCAUGCCGCUGAUCGUGCGCUGCAACACCAACGUGCCAGCCAUCAUGAUCGGCGAGAAGUGCGCCCACAUGGUCGCCCAGCACUGGCGCCGCCGCGACGACGCUCACCCGCUCAAGGAGGAGUUGUGAAGAGACAACCUUUCCCGUAUGCCAGUCGAGAUAACCGGUUCACGUAAUGUGGUCCGUAUUCAGACCAUAUACGUAGUGACACAGUAACCUAUCUUACAGCUAAUCUACAGCGUGUUUCAUAUUUCAUGUUACACAUUUCUAAAGGUUGUAGAGGCCACUUUAGGAGAUCAGUUUUUACAUAGGAACUCAUGUUCUGAAACGUAAUACUAAGACACUACAGAGCGUCAAAGUUAAUAGGUGCCGGUGUCUAUACAAGGUGUUACAAAAGGUACGGCCAAACUUUCAGGAAACAUUCCUCACACACAAAGAAAGAAAAUAUGCUAUGUGGACAUGUGUCCGGAAACGCUUACUUUCCAUGUUAGAGAUUUAUUUUAUUACUUCUCUUCAAAUCACAUUAAUCGUGGAAUGGAAACACACAGCAACAGAACGUACCAGCGUGACUUCAAACACUUUGUUACAGGAAAUGUUCAAAAUGUCCUCCGUUAGCGAGGAUACAUGCAUCCACCCUCCGUCGCAUGGAAUCCCUGAUGCGCUGAUGCAGCCCUGGAGAAUGGCGUAUUGUGUCACAGCCGUCCACAAUACGAGCACGAAGAGUCUCUACAUUUGGUACCGGAGUUGCGUAGACAAGAGCUUUCAAAUGCCCCCAUAAAUGAAAGUCAAGAGGGUUGAGGUCAGGAGAGCGUGGAGGCCAUGGAAUUGGUCCGCCUCUACCAAUCCAUCGGUCACUGAAUCUGUUGUUGAGAAGCGUACGAACACUUGGACUGAAAUGUGCAGGAGCUCCAUCGUGCAUGAACCACAUGUUGUGUCGUACUUGUAAAUGCACAUGUUCUAGCAGCACAGGUAGAGUAUCCCGUAUGAAAUCACGAUAACGUGCUCCAUUGAGCGUAGGUGGAUGAAACUAAAAUAAGCUCUAACAUGGAAAUUAAGCAUUUCCGGACACAUGUCCACAUAACAUCUUUUCUUUAUUUGUGUGUGAGAAAUGUUUCCUGAAAGUUUGGCCGUACCUUUUUGUAACACCCUGUAUACAGGAUGAAAAGUAUUUAAACCGACAAACUCUGGGAGGUUGCAGGGGGCAUCAAAACAAAUAUUUUUCCCUAUUGUCAUUUUUCCCUAUGAGGAGUAUUUAAACCGGUGGAGGAAGAUUUCUCUGGCGGCAAAUUAAUUAAACCAACAAACACUUUUCCAUUUUUUAUGACCAAGAGACAACACAUUAACACAGCCCAAUUUCAAUUACAGUAGAUUUUCAAAAAUUGACACGUAAACAAAGGUUACAAAGUCAGAUCAUGUUCUGUCUGACACGGGCAAAAACCCCGGGAGUAUCCUGAAUCGUUCCUGCUGCUGCUACUAUCCGGGCAACCAGAUCCUCUUCUGAUGCAACAGGGGUUGCGUAAACAAGGUUUCGCAUCUCUCACCACACAAAAAAGUCCAGAGGGGACAUACCUGGGGAUCGAGAAGGCCAUGGUACAGGACCACCUCUGGCAAUCCACGUUUCUGGGAACCGUCUGUCCAGGAAUCGACGCACACGACGACUCCAAUGUGCCGGCGCCCCGUCAUGUUGGAACCGCAUGCGUUCUCUUGUACGGAGCGGGACGUUUUCCAGCAAUUCUGGCAAUGAUCUGGCGAGAAAAUUGUAAUAGUACCUGCAAUUUAAUGGCCUGGGUAGCAGAUACGGCCCAGUUAAACAGUGCCCAACGACACCGACCCACACAUUAGCAAAGAACCGCACUUUAUGUUCGCCAGUAACUGUGGCAUGUGGGUUAUCCUAACUCCAAACGUGCGAAUUGUGCAUGUUGAAGACUCCAUCAAGCCCGAACUUUGCUUCAUCGGUAAACAACACAGAGGAUGGAAAUGUAGGAUGCAUUUCACAGUUUCCCUGGUACCACUGCGAAAACUGUGCUCUGGGUGGAUAAUCAACUGGUUCCAGGUUGUGGACACGCUGUAAGUGAAAUGGACGUAACAAAUGCUCUCGAAUGACUGUUCUUACAUUCGUCUGAUUCGUCCCGAUGUUACGUGCAAUUGCACGAGUGCUGAUUGAAGGAUCCCGCUCCACAUGCUGCAAGACAUCUUCCUCAAAUUGCAACGUUCUUACCGGGCGACGGCGUCCCUGUCCAGGUAAUCUGCUAAAUGACCCGGUCUCACGCAGACGUUGGUACACAGCAGCAAAGGUCGCAUGAUGCGGGAUACGGCGAUUACGAUAUUGUUGUUGAUAAACCCGCUUUGCAGCUCGUCCGUCGUGUACGCACCAACCAUAUCAGUGUACUCACUCCAGGUAUAUCGCUCCAUUAGUAAACAGAGAUAAUGCUCUGUUACACUGGUGGACAGCAGUUGCCUACAACUGAAGAGCGUAAUACGCCCUCUAACAACUGAAGAGCGUAAUACGGCCUCCACCGGUUUAAAUACUCCUCACAGGCAAAAAAUGACAUUAGGGAAAAAUAUUUGUUUUGAUGUCCCCUAUAACCUCCUAGAGUUUGUCGGUUUAAAUACUUUUCACCCUGUAAGCGUGCAUAUACAGGGUGAUCUCGUGAUGAUAUUUCAAACUUUCUAAGAUAAAGGAGAAGGAUUAAUGUAUCAAUUUGAGGUAAGGGCCCCUGUUGGUUGGUUAAUUUGGGGAAAGGGGACCAAACAACGAGGUCAUCGGUGCCAAGUAAGGGAGUCGAAAUUUACAAGCGAAAACCGUUCUGAUAUCUCUGACAGUGGAAUUCAUUUUUCGGUACCGUUGCUGUUAAGAUUGUAGGGUAGGCAGCUUUCAGAGGUGGUAGUAUGGACCAAAAGAAGAAAAAAAAGUCCGUUAAACAUGGGCUCUAAAAUUCAUACAUUAAGAACUAUGAGCAUUUCUUCAAUAGAUGCACUGGGACAGAAUCAGGACAUCGUAUACCGUAUCCUAUACUUGAGACGAAUCCAGAAAGUUUACUAAUUUGUGAAUCGAACGUAACUAGGGGUAGAAUUAAAUUGUGCCUCCACAUGAAAGCACAUUGUCUGUUUUUCACCAACACGGAGGACCAUCUUACUAUCGCACUUUUGUAUUAUUUUAUACUUCUGAUAUGUGGAGUUCAAAAUCAAAUACACCUCUCCCGAAGCAGUUCGAUGCAACUCUCAAAAGUUCUAGAGAAAACAAACUUGUAAAUUUUCCGGCCUUGUUUACUAUGCUAAACGAACAGUGUGUCUCUCUAGUAGCGUGCUUGUUCGCUGCAUGGAGACCUGGGUUCGAUUCAUGGUGAAUUCAAAUUUUUAAACAAAAGGCACACGUUCUAUGAGCAUUUUACGUGAAGCAUAGAAUGAAAAGUGGUAGAAAUAAUAUAGUUUGUAAGUUUUUUUCACUAUAAACUCUUGGUUAACAAUCUUGUAUAAAAGACAGGUAACUAAGAAUUUUAAUGAAAACUGGAUGUUUGUGUGCAGUAUACAGUUAGAAAUAAGGAGACUUGGAUCCCUCAUAAAAAUGUCUAUUAGAUGUGUUAAUUAACACAUAUUUCAUAAAUUUAAUAUUUAAAUGACGCAGCUAUUCGAACUGAACACAAAAAACGAAAAAAAUAGUUGUCAGUUCUUUUAUUUUCAAGAACUGAUGCAGUCGCACGGACUAGUUCGAGAAGUAUGUGUAUAUCGUACCUCGAAAAAUUUGGCGUUCUUCUUUUGUUUUCGAUUUCACCAAACAUAAACGAACGGACUAGUAACGAGAUAUAACCGCUUCUGCUUUUUGACGAAAGUCAGAGUAUGUGACAAU
Schistocerca cancellata (South American locust) is the source of this 5758-nucleotide messenger RNA. RefSeq names its product glucose dehydrogenase [FAD, quinone]-like. Lineage: Eukaryota; Metazoa; Arthropoda; Insecta; Orthoptera; Acrididae. Gene Ontology annotation, molecular function: ecdysone oxidase activity; flavin adenine dinucleotide binding. Bases 124 to 2040 code for a protein of 638 amino acids. The transcript has 3 exons. The record is from RefSeq and is a predicted model, not a curated record.